CCGAGAAGCGCUUGUGGCGUCGCGCUAUUUCCGGUGGCGGGAAGACUGGUUGUCAAGACGAAGCGCGACUCAAGGCUGCGGACAAUCUGUCGCCAUCCUCGGGACACCGGCGCCAUCGGUCCAAUCCGGCUGGGUCGGCGCUGACAGGAAACGAUGUCGUCUGAUAGUCGCCCGAAUCACACCAUCUACAUCAACAACCUGAACGAGAAGAUCAAGAAGGAUGAGCUGAAGAAGUCUCUCUACGCCAUCUUCUCCCAGUUUGGCCAGAUUCUGGACAUCCUGGUGUCCAGGAACCUGAAGAUGCGGGGACAGGCCUUUGUCAUCUUCAAAGAAGUCAACAGCGCCACCAACGCCCUGCGCUCCAUGCAGGGCUUCCCCUUUUACGACAAACCCAUGAGGAUCCAGUAUGCCAAGGGAGAUUCCGACAUCAUCGCCAAGAUGAAGGGGACGUACGUGGAGCGGGAUCGCAAGAAGGAGAAGAGGAAGGUGAAGGUUCCAGAAGUUACCGUCAACAAGAAGGUCCCUGGAGUGGGCCAGACGGCAAAUGCCAUCCAGAACCAGGGCAUGCCACCCAUGAACCAGGCUCCCCGCAUGAUGCCAAUGCCAGGACAGCCACCCUACAUGCCCCCGCCUGGGAUGAUGCCUCCUCCAGGGAUGGGACCCGGGCAGAUGCCCCCAGGUGGUCUUGGCCCUGGACAGAUGAUGCCGGGGCAGAUGGGACCUCCUGCACAGACGGUGCCUGAGAAUCCACCAAAUCACAUCCUGUUCUUAACCAACCUGCCUGAGGAGACCAAUGAGUUGAUGCUGUCCAUGCUCUUCAACCAGUUCCCGGGAUUCAAGGAAGUGCGGUUGGUCCCUGGCCGGCAUGACAUCGCCUUUGUGGAGUUUGACAACGAGGUGCAGGCGGGCGCUGCGCGAGACGCACUGCAAGGGUUUAAGAUCACGCAGUCCAACGCCAUGAAGAUCUCCUUCGCUAAGAAAUAAAGCCCCUUCUCGCCCGAUCGCUGGUUUGUUCACAGCAAUGUUUGGAGUGGGCUCUUCCUACACCCCCUCCUCCCAACCCAAUCCGUGUGUUUUAGUCCCGAUUCAAUGGCUCGUUCGUUCGUUCAUUCGUUGCCUCUCGAGGUUCUGACGCUCCAGGUAAGUGUCAGGUGAGGAGACCUGUGUUCAAGUUUGUGUCUCCCUGUUGCCUACCUCCCUCUCCCCACCAGAUGAACUGCUAACCCCCACACUGUGUGUGACCAUCUCCUUGGAUUCCGUCAUCAAGUUACUCGCUCUAGACUUCAGGAAUACAAACAAGCGAGAGGACCUGGGUUCGACUCCCAAGCGGGUCAGGUCAGGGCGAAACCUUAGGCAAGUUUCCUUAUUCCACACACACACACACACACACACAGACGCCUCUGUUUACCAAGUCAGUAGGAACCCGUUUGUUAGUCGAUUGGGGGAUCGCUUUCCGGGGGUAAUAAUCCCUUCACAAUAAUAAUAAUAAUUUGGUCACACUCACUCCACUUUACACUGUAAAGCGCUUUGAGCCUUCUCGACAACUUGAUAAGAUGCUGUACCUAAUGUAAGGAUUAUCAUUAUUAAAACUGACUCUGAGGCUAAGAGUAGGAGGAAUUUUUGACCUCAGGGUAUAUUUUCUCAACCCCACUCCUUACCCCAGGGGGAGGGGAGGUGAAUCGUCUCACCUGCCCAGUCCCCUGGCUCCCGAGUACACCCAUGAGUUGGGAGCAGAGGAUUCACGUGUCUGACUGGAUUUGGGGAACAGUGAAAGCUCAUGGCUGUAUUUUUGCUUGAGUUUGUUUGUGUUUUGAGUGAUUGAGUUGUGUCUGAUGUGAAUGGCUGACUUGUUGAGUUUGGUUUUUAUAUAUCGGGGAUAAAUCUGAUCAGAAAGCAACGCACCCAGCGUCUCUCCGACAUUGCACCUGGAGCUUUCCAACUUUGUAUCUGAGAAUAAAAUGUUUUUGUAA
This is a messenger RNA of Callorhinchus milii (elephant shark), 1970 nucleotides long. RefSeq names its product small nuclear ribonucleoprotein polypeptide A (gene snrpa). Gene Ontology annotation, biological process: mRNA splicing, via spliceosome. The coding region runs from base 154 to 984 and encodes 276 amino acids. Gene Ontology annotation, molecular function: U1 snRNA binding. The transcript is spliced from 7 exons. The record is from RefSeq and is a predicted model, not a curated record. Gene Ontology annotation, cellular component: U1 snRNP. NCBI's taxonomy places the organism in Eukaryota, Metazoa, Chordata, Chondrichthyes, Chimaeriformes, Callorhinchidae.